Melanaphis sacchari is the source of this 858-nucleotide messenger RNA. RefSeq names its product ectonucleoside triphosphate diphosphohydrolase 5-like. Gene Ontology annotation, molecular function: UDP phosphatase activity; GDP phosphatase activity. The transcript has 8 exons. The coding region runs from base 1 to 858 and encodes 285 amino acids. The record is from RefSeq and is a predicted model, not a curated record. Gene Ontology annotation, cellular component: membrane. Lineage: Eukaryota; Metazoa; Arthropoda; Insecta; Hemiptera; Aphididae. Gene Ontology annotation, biological process: nucleoside diphosphate catabolic process.
AUGAAACAAGUAACUUUAACUUUACGUAUGGUUGCAAUUUCUCCUUUUCACUAUAAGACUUUAGAAGCUUUUAUUGCUGAUGGAAGUUAUCUUGAACUAGACAAUUAUAUUUUUAAAAGAGAAGAAGGAGGUUUAGCUCAAUAUAGGGAAGAUUUAUUACGCAAUUUAGUUCAGCAAGGUGAAGAAUUUUUGAAUAAAAAUCCUAAUUGUGGGACAACACCACUUUUAUUGAGAGCAACAGCGAAAAGCAUUUUCAGUGAAUAUAACAAGAUAUUUCAAGUAGAUGAUAAUUCAGUGAUUAUAAUGGAUGGUGACGAUGAAGGGCUUUUUGCAUGGUUCACAGUUAAUUAUCUCCUUGAUAGAUUAAACAAUCUUGAAAAUUCGGUAGCAGUUUUAGAUUUAGGUGGUGCAUCUUUACAAAUCACCUAUUUCCCAACUCAUGAACAUAAAAUACCAAAUAAUACUAGAUUUAUAAAAGAGUAUUCAAUUAUGGGAACAACGAAAAAAUUGUAUAACCAAAGUGCAGAAGAUUCAAAUAGAAGUCCUAUUAUGCAUUACCUUAGUUGUAAAAAUUAUAUUGAAACUGUUGUUAAACAAUCUGUUGAAUCUGUACAUUUAGAUAAGAAUAUAGUAGCAAUUUCUUUUUUUUACUAUCAAGUUUUAAAUGCUAAUCUGAUUGGUGAGAAUGGAGGAGAUGUUACUUUACAACAAAUUGAAAAAGUUGUAAAACGAUUUUUACCCUCGGAAGAUGUAGAAAAUGCUUUUGCUUAUUUAAUUGAUAAUAGCCCUACUGAUAAUUUUGAAUUCACUGAUUUUAUACUGAACAAUUUCAUAUCACUUGAUGCCAAUUUUCCAUAG